UGGAUCCAUAUCAUCGUAAAUGAUUUAAAAAAACUAAAUUUCCAGUAAAAUUUAAGUUGGGUAAUGUUGGCAAAAUUUUCAGUGAUUUGAUUGAACUUUGGGAUUACAUAAUGGAUAAUUGGUUAAGCACAAACAGAAGAGAUUUCACAUGGCCAUCACAUUCAAGGGUCCAGGAACUUAACGGUAACAUCGAUGUUGAAGAAUGCAUAUGUAUUAUAGCUGAAGAGGAAGAUAAACAAAAAGAACGAGAAGAAUUAGUUAAUGAGGAUGAAGAACAAAAAGAACAACAAUGGAGUAGAUUAGGGCCGAUGGGUAUACAUUUAGAACCAAAAAUAUUUCCAGCAUAUGAGAGUAGACCUGUUAAUAGAAAUGAAGCAAGUUUGCGUAAUCAACCAAACCAAUUUUUGAAAAAAUUAGAAGAGAAAUAUCCUUAUCUAUUUGGUGUACUUCAAAAAGAACCACCAAAUGAUUUGAUCGCACGUGUAAAUCGUGAGCGGUUAAGAACCACUUAUAUGGUAGAUUUUUCUAAGACAGACUCAAUACCCAGUGAUAGCUAUGGAGAACUAUUGACGGCCGCUCGAUUAGAAGGUAUAUCACCAUGUCCUCCACCGGUCAGAUUACCUGGUGAUAAACAUCCACCAAAUAUUAGAUCGAGAGCUUUUCGUUCAUCAAGUGACGUUACUCAACAACCUCCAAUGAAACGAGAAGAUACUGGAUUCAGAGAAGAAGUAUUUAUUCUUGGAAAAUCAGAAUAUCAAGAUAAUAUCAGUAAAUUGGGAGGAAUUAUAAUAAGAGAAAAACUUUUAUCGCGUGUUCCUUAACACAGGAGUUUUAAGGAUGAAUUGGAAAACAUUUUACUUUCUACAUUUUCCUUCGAAAAUGUGUAAUAUUUGCUUGGGCCUAAAUUAUUUUAAAAUACAUUAAUUUGGAGAAUAUAUAACAAAAUGAGCCUAAUAAAAAAUGUAUAGCUUUGCCCAAAUCAUUAACCAUAAUGUGAUUUUUAUAAGAUGUUUUUGUUCUUACCUUAUCGCCCUGGAUCUUUUGAUUGUAUGUCAUAAGAAAAUUGCUUCGGUGGUUAUUAUGCAAAAUGAAUGAAAUUUUUAUGUACAAAAGUAUCAGAUCAAAUCUACGUUAUUUUAGGCAAAGUUGGAUGUAGCAAUCUUCAAAAUAUUAAAGGCGCUAAACGUUUGGCAUAAUGAUAUUGCUGCCCGCAAGAUUGGAGCCAGCAACCUGCAGUUUAUUAUCUGCAAUUUAAAAGAUGCAGCACUAAACGUGAAGGCAUAUCUGCUAAAGACGAAGAAUGUUUAUGAAAAAAGCUUUUAGAUCAAAAAAUAAUUCAGGGGAUAGAGAAUAUCUUUAGGUAUAAUUGUGCAAAAAAUUUCAAGCUGUUCCAAGAUCUUGUUAUUGGGACAGGCUAGAAAUUUUUAGAAGCAAGUGCCCUUCUAAGUCUGGUUUAGUUAGGAGUGAAAUAAUUUAUUUCGUUCUGGUUAAUUUUCCAAUCUACGAAACGCGAUGUGACUCGUUAAACUAUCUUAAUAUUAACGAGUUCCAUAUUUUUUCGAGUUUUCUUGGAAGCUGCUAAGCUAUACUAAUUUAGACUUUGAGGUAACUUGAUUCAUUGUAAUAAAAGAUGCUAAUAUCUCCGUCACCGACUUUUAGAACACUUGCGUCACUAAGUUUUAA
Molecule: messenger RNA, 1683 nt
Organism: Chrysoperla carnea
Lineage: Eukaryota; Metazoa; Arthropoda; Insecta; Neuroptera; Chrysopidae
Exons: 4
Coding region: 111-821 (236 amino acids)
Source: RefSeq, a predicted model, not a curated record